This is a messenger RNA of Hibiscus syriacus, 806 nucleotides long. RefSeq names its product metalloendoproteinase 1-MMP-like. Bases 1 to 651 code for a protein of 216 amino acids. The record is from RefSeq and is a predicted model, not a curated record. Gene Ontology annotation, biological process: proteolysis; collagen catabolic process; extracellular matrix organization. The transcript is spliced from 2 exons. Gene Ontology annotation, molecular function: zinc ion binding; metalloendopeptidase activity. Gene Ontology annotation, cellular component: extracellular matrix. Lineage: Eukaryota; Viridiplantae; Streptophyta; Magnoliopsida; Malvales; Malvaceae.
AUGCAAAUGGCAGCUAAAUUAACCCAUAACCUUUUAGCGACAUUUCUCAUCUUCCUCGUGCUGCAACCAUUUGCAGCCAAGUCCAGAACCGUGAAGCCCGAAUCUCUUCAAACUCUCGACGAGCAAACCGGGAAGAAAGGAGGUUGCGGUGGCUCGACGGUCGGCGAUUAUAAAUACUUCCCCGGAGACCCUAAAUGGACAACCUUCCCGGUGACCUACGGCAUCGUGCCUGGUUCCGUCCUGCCGCAGGGCUUGAAUUCUAAAGAAGUGAACGAAUCCCUGGAAGCCGCAUUCAAAGAAUGGGAAGGUGCUGUUCCUAAAUUCGCGUUCAAAAAGGUAGACCCGGGCGACACCGCUGAUAUUAAAAUUGUGUUCACUGCACUCGCCGGCUAUUACUACGGUUUUGGUUAUGCACCGCCGAAUGGGAGGCUUGAAAUUGACAGUGAUCACACGAACUGGAGCACUGCAGCUACUCCAGCAUGGAACCAACUAGACCUGCAAUCUGGAGCCAUGCAUGAAAUAGGACAUACUCUGGGCCUUGAUCAUAGUAUAUAUCAUUCUGCAGUCAUGAAUGACACACUUAUUUAUGGAACCACCAAAAGGGUCCUUGACCCAGAUGACGAGAUCGGCAUAAAGAAUUUAUAUGCCUAGCUAGCGUACAAGAACUUGCUUCAGUGAACCUGGGAAGCUUAGUUAUAUCAAAUAAGUGAUGAACACAGUCUGAAAAUUGGAAUAGUAAGUGUUAUUGUAAGCGCGAAGCAGUAUGAAAAGUUUCUGAAAUAUUAUUAAACUGGGAUUGUCUAUAA